Meloidogyne enterolobii is the source of this 900-nucleotide messenger RNA. The record is from the annotation of a GenBank genome assembly. NCBI's taxonomy places the organism in Eukaryota, Metazoa, Nematoda, Chromadorea, Rhabditida, Meloidogynidae.
AUGUCAGAGAAAGAAUCUUCAAUUUCUGAUUUUGAAUUAAUUCAAAACGAUGAUGCUACAGAAAUUGAAAAUAAUUUAAAUGCUCUUCAAAUUGAGCAUGAAGAAUUAAAAAAUAAAUAUGUUUUGCUUGAAGAAAAGUAUUUGUCUCUUGAAAAUAAAGUUAAAAUUAUGAAUGAAAUAGGCCUUAAAAGUAAAAGUGAAAGUGAAGAUAUAAUGAAAACUUUAAGGGAAUUAGUGAUUGAGUGUUUUGUUCAAAAUAAAAAUAAAUUUAAAUAUAUUGCCUUUGAUUGGUUUGAUGUGAAUUGUACAUGCUGCCAAUAUAUUUGUAUAAAUACACACAGACCUUGCGGUGCUUGUAUUAAUGGGAAUGGAUUUGCUAACUUAAUUAAUGAUGGAAAUAUUAAAUAUUUUAGAGGGAUAGUUAAUAAAACUGCUUGUAUUACUGCUCAAAAUUCAUUUAAUAAACCAAAAGAAUAUUUAACAAAUUAUUCUUUAUUUUAUUUUGAAAUUAAAUGUAAAAUUGAAGGAGAAAAUAAUUUUCUGGUUGUUGGCCUACAAAAUGCUCUUACAAAAAGCAGUACUAGAUAUAAUGCUAGGGAAGUUAAAAUUAAGAAUGGAUUUGAAGAAUUUAAUCUUUCAACAUUUUCUUGGAAUGAUGGAGAUAUUUUUGGUUGUGGAUUAGUAUAUCCACCUAAAAAGAAUAAAUUACCUUAUGUUUUCUUUACUCAAAAUGGAAAAAUAAUUGGCAAAGCAAUAUUAUUAAAUGAAAAUGGUAAUUCUUAUAUCCCGUAUGUCCAUCUUCAAUGUUGUUCUCUCGAAAUUAACUUUGGAAAUGAUUUGGAGGCAAAACCUUUUUGUUAUGAUAUUUCGAAAAAUUCUGCGCUUAAAGAAUUUUAUUGA